UGGUUAAUGCAGCAACAUAACGCAUCCAGCAGUCAUGUCAUUGAAGUGGCUCUUGUUCGUUGCCCUAGUGGCACUACUCAGCAUUGGAACUGGCACCUCGGCCAAGCCGAGGAGCACCCACAUACAGGCCAGGCCUGGUCCAGAGCAGUUGAGUCGUCUUCAGCGUUUGAAUGCCAGGUACUAUGCCAUUCAGCAGGACGAAGAGGAUGGCGAUGACAUUCUGGAGCACGAGGAGGAUCUAGGCGACGAUGCUGAUGAAGAUGAGGAUGGUCAGGAAACCAAGGAUGAGGAGGAGGAAGAGGAGGAAGACAAGGAAACCAAGGCUAAGGAGGAGAAACAAAAAUUGGAUCACAAAAGGUUGACCUCUAACACCGCAUCCACCAAGACAAAGACUGAAGUGAAGCACCAAGAGGAGCAUGAGGAAGAGCCCACCGAUGAACUCCAGGAGUCCGAGGACGCAGAUGGAGAGGAACCGGUGGAGAUAGUUCAGUAUCGAGAAGCCGAGCCACGCAAUCGCCGGCGAGGUGGCAGACGUAAAGGCAGUCGCAAGGGGCGUGGCAGGAAGAACCGCAGGAAGGCCAACCGCAGGUGCGGCGGCAAGGGCAAACGCGGUCGUCGCGGCCAACGCAGACGUUCUCCAUCAAAGCGAAGCGGCACCAAGCGGCGUACAGGCUCCAAAGCCAAAGGACAGGGCCAAAAGAAUCAAACAGCCAACAACAAGCCGACUGUAGUGCCAUCCACAAAGGUGGCUUAAAGCCUUCAAGACUUCUACCGAUAAAUGCAGCUUUAAAACUCAUUUAAAUAACAACCAAACUCUAAAUAAACUUUUAUAAAAAAACAAAAAAA
Drosophila eugracilis is the source of this 846-nucleotide messenger RNA. RefSeq names its product protein nemuri. The transcript has a single exon. NCBI's taxonomy places the organism in Eukaryota, Metazoa, Arthropoda, Insecta, Diptera, Drosophilidae. The record is from RefSeq and is a predicted model, not a curated record. The coding region runs from base 35 to 754 and encodes 239 amino acids.